Messenger RNA from Melitaea cinxia (Glanville fritillary), 1792 nucleotides. RefSeq names its product zinc finger protein 37-like. The transcript has 4 exons. Gene Ontology annotation, cellular component: nucleus. The record is from RefSeq and is a predicted model, not a curated record. The coding region runs from base 129 to 1664 and encodes 511 amino acids. Gene Ontology annotation, molecular function: zinc ion binding. NCBI's taxonomy places the organism in Eukaryota, Metazoa, Arthropoda, Insecta, Lepidoptera, Nymphalidae.
AGGUCAAAGUUUCCGGUACGAGUAUCCGUUUGAUUAAAAAAGUGAGGUCAAAAUUUGACUUAUAAAUAACAACAUCUGAUACCUAUAUUUUUAUUUUCAAUUUUUAUUAAUUAUUUAUUACUAUCACAAUGUCUUUUAAUGAUAUUUCUGACUGGAUUGCGAAGCCAAACGUGUGUAGAUGUUGUUUAUCCACCAGUGGUGUGUGGGAUAUUACUGCAGUUUACAUAACAGAUACGGGAACUAAAGAAGUUUUUGCAGAUGUACUACGAAAUUGUUUAGGUAUAACUCUAUCACAUAUAAAUGACCUGAGCGUCAGUAAGCUGGUGUGUGAGAUCUGUGUGAACCAGCUCCGGAGCACUUCGAAUUUUCACAGACAGGUGUUACAAGCUGAUAAGUGCUUCUCAAAGUAUUGUAAUAACAAAAAAGAUACUAAUAGCAAGCUAAGUUUAGAGAAUAGUGGUAAAGACGGAAAGAAGAUAGUUUAUGAGAAGAAAAUAAAACAAAAACAUACAAACUGUGUCAAUGAUUACGACUCAGACACACCUAUUGCAAAACUUAAAAAUUCCUUAUACAAUAAUAAUGGAAUUGUAAACUCAGAUUCUGAGAUUUUUGAUUUUGAAUUAACAGAAAAUAUACAAAAACAAUGUGAUGUGAAGAUCAAUAAGUUAAAAAUAGAGCGAACAGCUGUAAAACGAAGAAAAAAUACCAAACAAAUAUCCGAACGCAGAAGAGUAAUAAUGACCUGUGACACAGUUUUACAAGAAACCACAGCUUGCCCCUUUCGUCAUCACAAGAGCUGGUUCCAGUGCUUUUUCUGCUCUCAGGAUUUCAUGGAAAUCGAUGCUUUAAGGAAACAUACCCUUCAAUCUCAUCCAGACAUAGAGAAAGAAUUAAAAAAAAUAAAGCGUUACCCACGUUCCCUCCAAAUCGAUAUUUCGAAUUUGGAAUGUCGCAGCUGUCAAUUGAGUUUGACAGAUGUCGAAAAUAUGAAACGGCACCUCGUCGAGAAACAUAAUAAAAUUAUAUAUAAAGAGUGCAUAGCCGAUUAUAAAAUAAACGCCAGUCCGUACACCUGUCACUUAUGUAGGCGGCAGUUCCACGUAUUUAGGACUUUAACUACACAUUUAAAUGAACACUACGCGAAUUGUAUUUGCGAUGUUUGUGGAAAAUCCUUCCUUAACUCCAAGCGCCUUAAGGUUCAUAAACGUACACAUGAAGACGGCACCUACCCUUGUGACCAAUGUGGGAAGAUCUUAAAAACUAAAAUUUCGAAAGAUAAUCAUAUGGAAAGCGCGCAUUCCAAACGUAUUAUUAAAUGUCAAAUAUGUCUAAAACCCAUGAAACAUUAUAAUGAUCGGGUAAAACAUAUGUCCGAAGUACAUAAUAUAACUCAUAAAUUCAAAUGUCCUAUAUGUAGUAGGGAGUAUAAUAUUAAACAUUAUUUAGCGACGCAUAUUCGUCAGACUCAUGGUCACAAAAAUAAAAAGUGCUUGGAUUGUGGUAUGGCGUUUAUUACUAAUCAUGGGUUGAAGAAACACAUGUCUAAACACACGGGGGAGAGGCCGUUUUCUUGUAAUGUUUGUUGUAAGUCGUAUGCAAGGAGUUAUACUUUGAGGGAGCAUAUGCGUGCUCAUGAAAAUGAUAAGGUAGUUGGAGCGUCUUAAAUUCAAAAUGACAAAAAAAUUACGACUACAUUGGUGAAAACUUUUAGAUACACCGCUUGGAUAUUAAUCAUGCGCCCGAUGCGGCUGAUGGUAUGCAGUAAUCGUAGUCUAAAAAUAUUUACAACGAC